Messenger RNA from Symbiodinium sp. CCMP2592, 12129 nucleotides. NCBI's taxonomy places the organism in Eukaryota, Dinophyceae, Suessiales, Symbiodiniaceae. The record is from the annotation of a GenBank genome assembly.
AUGGAGUCAGGGUUCAUAUCGCACUCUACUCCAGGCUGUGUUGGGCAACCAGGCGCUGCAAUCUACAUGUCGUCUCAAAGGUCCAGCUCUGAAGCCAACAUCUCCGUGGCGCACUCGACCUUCGAGGGCACCCAUGGGAUCAGCCUCUACGGCUACUCCAUGCUUGACUUUCAGCUCUCAAGCUGCAGCUUUCGGAGCCCAAGAGCCUUGCGGCUUCAGCUCUCUUCCGAAGCCAGGGCGAAAGUCCAGGGCUGCAGCUUUGGCCCGGCAGGGGCGGAUGGGGCGGAUGGCUUGCUUUACAUCUACAAUCCCACCUCAACUGUAGAGCUGGAUCAAUGUCUCUUUCAAGGAGUAAAGGAUGCCCCUUAUGUGGUGCGGGCAUGGGGCCCGGUGUCCAUGACCAAGAACACGCUGCGCAACUGCUCCGGAGAUCUGGGUAUCGAUCUGAGAGGCUACGAUUCCGUACUGAGAGGCAACGUCAUUGUGAGCAACAGCUUCGAGAGCGCGUUGGCCCUCCGCUACAACGCAACGCUGCUGAACAACACCCUGGACAACCCUGACAGUAACUUCGAGCUGGAGGCUCCUCUUGGAGAUGCAAGGAAGAGCCUUGAUGCUCGCUUGACAACAUGGGGCGAUGCCGGCCCAAGGAUAAAGGAUUUUGCAAAGAGGAUGGACCGCUGGAGAGUGGUCCUCGCCGAUCGCUUUAUGCAGCCUUUGCCGGCCUUCGAAGCCAACACUGUUGUAGAUCUUGAGAGCUCUAUCUACAUAGGACCUGGCGAGACACUGGAGCUGCCUAGAAACUUGACCCUUCGCAUUCAUGCCGAGCGCGGCAUUCAUGCUGACGGCUCUCUUCGAGUUUCGCAAGAAGGCACUUUGCCAGUCAGCCUCAUCGCUGCUGAUCCCACUCGACCAUGGCAGCAGGUCUUGCUCUCUGGAAUGCAGAACUUCUCCCUCGGCAACAUGGUGAUCAGCGACGCCGGCAGCAAUGGGAAGCCGAGUUUGGAGUGCCAAGCACCCUGUGGCCUCUUUGAGCUCCUUCACGUUGAGGUGCUGAAUGCCAAGGCACACGCUGCAGUUGAACUGAAAGACCUUCAGGUUUCACUGACAGUGUCGAACGCCAGGUUUCAAGAUUGUCCCCUGGCAGCUUUGACGAUCCAGGGCUCCGGUUCUUCUGAGAAAAUUCAGGAAGUUCAGAUUAUGAGCUCGGUCUUCACGAACCAGUACGGCCUCUCUUCCGCUGUCUCAGUGUCCAGCGUCCAUGGCCGAGUGACGUUUGCAAAUAACACAGUCAGCGGGUUUGGUAACGGCUUCGUUGCUUACUUGGAGGAUGGCCCUUUGGAGCUGCAAGGCAACAUCUUCAGCCAUUGCUCCCAUGACGGUGUCAUCGUCCAUCGUAGUGCAAGCUAUUCAGACGAGGCAGCGGACUACGCGAUCAAUAACAAUGUAUUUCGAGGAGGGGAGAUACAGCUUCGAGUGGCAGCAAACUCUCCGUGGAGUCCCCUUGCCAAUGUUGCCAUCCGAGACAACGAAUUCCUCGAGCAGGAUGCCAACUUCAAUUCCGUGCAGCUGGACCUCAAAUCCAAUCGUGUCGAGUUUUGCGGCAACCGGAUUCUCAACCCACGCUGCAAGAGAUCUUUGCUCCUCAAGUGCCGACUAGCUGCAGCUACCGCUGUCCUCUUCAACAAUACCUUCAAUCAUGCUGCAUCCGAGGCGGUGGUUUCCUUGGACGCCUGCAGCAACGUGAGCAUGAGAGACAACGCGGUUCUCGAUGACUCCCCGGCGGACAGUCCUGUGCUGAGAGUGCUCUCUGUAACCACCGGCAGUAUCAAUGCAGCCGGCAACUAUUGGGGUGCGGACGUCACGGAGUCGGAAGAUGGGACAGGGCUUGCCAUUGAGUCCGCCAUUGACGACACCAGUGGGAUUACAGUCUAUGAGCCAUGGCUCACAGUUCCUUAUGAUGCUGGCAGCUUGCAGCACAUCACCCGCCAGAGGUCGCAGAUCCAAACCGAAGUCCGCGAAGGGGUGCUGACCAUCAUUUACGCAGUCAUUGAGGCUGGCGAUGAGUUGCUGACCGCAGGAGAUUAUGUUGUGGGUGCCCCAGUCGUAGUUCGAGGCGGUGCGAGGCUUCUACUUCAGGCUGGUGUCAACCUCACCUUUGCCCCCGGCAUCUCCGUUUUGGUGGAGUCCAACUCAGCAUUGCUUGCGCUCGGUACGCAGGAGAUGCACGUCAUUCUGGAUGGGCACGCCAGCUUAGAGUUUGCGCCCGAUGCGCUUGUUGCAGAGCUGGUGCUUGUAAAUGAAAGUUUGGCUCUUAAAAGCCAGAAUGAUUCGAGCAACAGUACCAUUGAAGAAGGUGGUUCCGUAUUCAUUCAUACCGACAUCGUGAAUGGGAAGGGGGACGGUGUACGGGCAAGCCUGGCUGUGCCACCCAUGAUUGGCUGUAGUGUUCGCAACAAUGCCGGACGAGGGAUUGCCUUCACCGAUGCCAGUUCACCCAUACUCAUUCAGGACACGACCUUUUCCGGGAAUGCGUGGACAGCAGUGUACCUCCAUUCUUACAAAUCCCAUGCGCGUAUUGUCAGCAACUCAUUUUCAGGAGAGGGGUAUUGGUUGGCUGAUUUAUCGCCGGGCUAUGGUCAGGGAGCUGCGCACGCUGCAUCGUGCAAGGUCGAGGGCAACUCGUUCACAGACGGUGGGCUGUACUUCGACGGGAACUUGGUUCAAUACGGGUCAGGUGCUCAGAUUAUCAGUCUUACUCGAAACAUCUUCUCCGGAGUUUCGCAUGUUUCCGGCAUGCACCUGCAAGUUUCGCAACGCGGAGCAAGUCUCGCCACACCGUCUUGGCUCAUUCUUGGGAAUCAGUUCCUCCAUUGGCGGGGAGAUGAGCCCUGUGUCGGCAUAGAGGUAGCCUAUAGCGGUGCAAGCUUGCUGCUGCAAGGCAACGAAUUCAGGGGAGUCGUCGUCUCAUCGCCACUGUCGGAGUCCAGUUCUCUGCUUGAACUACGUGCCGCGUCGUCGCAGAACGUUCAGUGGAACGUGGAGGGCAACUUGUUUGACAACAACUCGGCUCGUUAUGGGUUGAACUUUCAGUCGUUUGCAGACGGGGUGCGGAUGCACAACAAUAUCUUCACAUCACCAGAGCUUGCCUACGAUAUUGGUCUUCCAAUAGUUGGGAGCUGUGCGGAAGAUCGGGAGGAGGAGGUGGCAGAGUUCGACUUGAGAGAAAGUUCUGGUCUCCUUUGGCGUCGCAUCGCCGAUUUCAUGGUUGAUUGCCGGAGGCCCCUGGCGAUAUUGGGGAAUCAGCAGUUCGACGGUAUAGUCCAGGAAGUCAACGAGACUCAUGGCCUUCUCUAUGGCGUUCUCAACUCCUUCCAGGUGCUUCCCGCGGGCAUUGUGUGGGAAACCUACAACCUCAUCAUCAGGCAAUCUGCGACUCUCGUGAUUCCUCCCGGAAGUGUGCUUCUUCUUGCUGCAUCGUAUUCCCAAAUCUGGAUCGAAGGCACCUUGCAGUGCCGCGGUCUUGAGGAAUCUCGCAUCCAGAUUCUCUGCCAGAAAUGCCAAGAUCCAGCGGCUACGAUUCAGCGGGCAGAUCGCUGGAAGAGUUUGAUGUUCACAAGCAGCGCCGUACCUGGCAGAUUCGACCGGGGAACGCUGGAAUUCGAUGCCAGAUUUGGUGGAUGUAUCAUGGAGUACGUUGAUAUCGCAGGUGCCCAGCAGGCGAUACAAGUAUAUGGGAGAAGCCCAGUGUUCCGCUUCGUCCGCAUCAGAGAUAGCGAAGCCGGUUUGGAACUCAACGCCGUGCAAGAAGAUCUUCUUCUACAGAAAUGUGAAGUCUUCGGCACAUCGCAGGGCACGGCCAUCAGCAUCUCGCCGGCUGCCGAUGUGGCCAGCGGCUGGCUGGCGCUUCUUCUGGAUUGCCAUGUUCAAGAUGUUUAUAGAGGCUUAAACCUCUUCUCCGAUUACCCACAACCAGAGAACACCAGCACGGCAGUGGUGGUGGAUUCCAUGACGUUCCUGGAAGUGGGCUAUGGACUUUACAUGCAAAACUUUGUGCGAGGUUUGGAGGUUGCAGUGAAGAAGUGCAAUUUCUCCGGCGCCACUCAAGCUGGGGUCUACAUCUCUGGCGGCGUCGUGCCGUCAAGGGGUCCAGGCGAUGCCGCAGCGGUGCGUGUUCUGAGCAGUGUCUUUGUUCGAUCCGGCCUCCGUUUCCAUCAGAGCUGGCAGUCCAACUACAUCCUGAACAGUCAAUACCGAGUGGAGAUCGCAGGGUGUGUCUUUGAGGCAGGGGAGAACCAUGCCGUAGAAAUCUUGGGCUCGCCAUACGGUGCGUCCAGCCUUGGGGAGGAAAGCAUCCACAUCACGCAGAACACGUUCAGGCACAUGCGCCGGGAGCUGACUUGGGAGAACCAACCGGUGAUUCUCAUGCUUUCUGGUAGCUCUUCUGGACAAAAUGGAUACAGCUAUGGCAGGACAAGCUUCACAAACAACGUGGUGGAGGGUUGCGAGGCGCCGCGGAUAAUGGACGUCAUCUGUCAUCCUGCUGAUGACCCACAGGGCGAAGGCCGACUGAGAUUCAACCUUCGGAUGACGGGGAACAAGUUCGAUGGCAACUACGCGACAGAGCCCACGGCUGGAGCUGUGCUGCGCUUCUCGCAAUGUUCCUCCAGUUCCGUUUUCACACGCAACAGGAUGGUAAAUCCCAUGUCGAGGCAUGAGAUUGAGGUGGUGGAUGAGGCCAUGCUGAACGCCAGUCAUGUCUGGUGGGGCACUGUGGAUAGGGAGGCGGCCCUGCAGCGUGUGUUGCCUGCAGAGCUCGUAGUUAUUGAUCCCAUUCUCAGGGAGCCCGGCUUUAGUUGCGAAGCCGUAUCCAACUGCUCCGGCAACGGGAUCUGCUCUCAACCUGACACUUGCUUGUGCAACUCCGGAUGGACUGGCGAAAGCUGCCAAGAUGUUGACUGCCCUGAUGUCCUGCAGUGCAGCGGACGAGGCGAUUGUGUGGCACCGAACGCUUGUAAUUGCUCCAGCGGUUGGCUCCCUCCUUUCUGCGCUCGCGCAAGCUGUGAUUCACUUUCAAAUUGCGGAGGCUACGGCCGAGGUGUGUGCGUGCAACCAGACACAUGCAGCUGUCGUCUUGGCUACGCCGGAGAAGAUUGUUUAUCAUGUGACCAUGCAUCAGGCUUCUACGGGACAGGAGGCUUUACUGGAACUUGCUUGCAGUGCCCUCUUUGUCGGAACGGAGGCACAUGCCAUCCGAUCUGGGGCAGUUGCUCGUGCCCAUCGAACUAUGCGGGGAAGCUCUGCGAGCUUUGUGCGGAGGGCCGUUUCGGGGAAUCUUGCGAGGUGCUGCCAGCAGUGAGAGACGUGGCACCAGCAAAAGGCCCGGAUCUGGGCGGCUUUGUUGUGACUGUUCGUGGCUACAACUUCCCGGAAUCUCCGGAUGGCAGGAUUCAGUGCCGCUUUGGGAAUCCUUCAAGCUAUGCAGUGGCCGUGAACGCGACCUGGGUCAGCAACUACACUUUGCAUUGCGAGGUUCCUCGCUUUGAAUCUCCGGAAGGCCCAUCUGCGACAGCUCUUGUGGUGACCGUGGCUGGCGAGCCUGUUGUGCACGGACCGCAGCUCAUCUUUGAAUACACUACUAGCUGCACCGAAGAUGCCUGCGGUGGCAGUGAAGGACGAGGCAUUUGCAUCACUCGCAUUUGCAGCUGCCUGUUGCCCUGGUCGGGGGCUAAUUGCUCGCAACAGCUCGUCCAGCCCAGCAUCGACACACUACUGCCCAUGAGCAUUGAGGAGGGCGCCUCAUUCUCAAUGAUGCUCUCGGCCCAGGGCACCGGCCCCAUUUCCUGGCUGCUGGUGGAGGGGCCUCCCGGCAUCAGCCUCGACCUUUCCGGAGAACUCAUCUGGCCCAAAGCUGUAGUGCCUACUGCCAUGGAGGCUCAGAAUUCCUUCGCCUGGCGAGUGGAGGUGCAGGCGGUGAACCAGCUUGGCGAGGACACUGCCGUUUUCCUUUUAGAGGUACGCCCGAGCUACUCCGCGGCAGUUGCUGUCGAUCUUGAUGGAUCUCCCAACCUCGAUGCGGAGGCCACCAUGUUGGACGGAGGCUGGCCAGUGCUUCUAAGGGGCCAGGUGUUGCAGGAGGCUUUCCACUUGAGCUUCUUCGAGGUGACUGUUUGGAUCGAGGUCGCGAACGUGCAGGGCGAGCGGGUCAGGAGAACACAGACCGCCAUGGCGUCAGUGUUUUCGGGGGGGAAGUUCCAAGUCUAUUUCACCCCGCCGCUCUUUGAGGGAGGCAACUAUGCCAUCGGUGCAAUGCAUCCGGCUCUUACAGAGAUGGACGAGCCGGGCUACAAGGCGCAAGCCAACUUCUCCGUUGCCGUUUUGACUACAUCCCGGCAGGGUGUUUUCCUCGAGGCAGGGGAGCCGGCGAGCUGGGAGUUUGACUUGCCAGAGCUGCUCCUCAUUGGCGAUUCUGUCCAUGCUUCCGUGGAGGCGGUGUUCAUGCUGGACAACCGUGGGGAUACCUUGGUAUCCAACCUCACCGUCCAGGCAGUUGAUUGGCAAAGCAGUACUUCGCAAGGGAUCGGCUUGCCAUGGCAGCUUGCACUUCACGUUUCUGCAGAAGCAGAGCUCCCAGCUCGAUCUUCCCUGCCUGUCAACAUGACAUACCAGGCAAGAGGCGCUUUCGAUGGGCUCGUCGGCCUCCGUUUCAGCAGCAAUGAAGGCUUGAUCUGGGAUGUCGUCCUGCGCUUCAGCAUCAAAGAGACCCAGCCAGACUUGCAGGCUUUUCCAGUCUCUGUGCGGGUUCAGGCCCGGCGGGGGGUGGUAACUGUUGGGACCCCGAUCGCGAUUAGCAACGUCGGCUCCGCACCAGCCACGCACUUGGUGGUAGAAUUGCCGGAAGACCCACUUCUUGUCGUCGUGGCGGCGGUUGACUCGUACAUCCCUGCCGGAGCUUCGUCCCAGCUGCUGUUGGCAUGGGCCCCUCCUGGUGCUGAGGCACUGCUCACACAUUCUGGCAGCUUGGUGGUAAGGUCUCUCAAUGAUUCAAGCGUUGCUGUUAGCAUUGCCUAUGAAGCCGUGAUUGUCUCCACGAGCGUCACUAACGUCAGCGUCUACGUGCAAGAUGAAUAUUCCUUUUUUGACGUUGAUGGCGGCUAUCCCAAUGUCACAGGGGCCCAAUGUGACAUGUUUCUACCGCGACUGCAGCUAACGCUGCGAAGCACGACCGAUGCAAGUGGCCUGGCCCUCUUCAGCGAUGUCCAAGACGACCAUUGGUCACUACGCUGCCAGGCUUCGAAGCACACGCCAGCCUCUGAGAUCUUGGUGGUCUCUGGUGGUGAGCUGACGCAUAGUGUGUUUUUGUCGCGAAACGCCGUCUCCUACGUAUGGACCGUCUAUCCAACCGAAGUCCAGGACGUCUACACGUUCACCCAUGAAGCUACCUUUGAGACGCAUGUGCCUAUGCCAGUCGUCACUGUGGAUCCAUCAGUAUGGCCGGUCGACUUGAUCCUUGUGGGAGGGCUCCCACAUGUGGAGGUCAGCAUUACGAACCACGGACUCAUUGCGACUGAAACCUUCGACGUUUUCUGGCCCGACAUACCUGGUGUCAACUUCAUCUUUCCGGCAGGGCCACCUCCAGGCAUACUCCGAGCUAAUACCACAGUAACGCUGCCGGUGGACAUCCAUGUCUUGGCAGGCAACGCAAGCAAUCGGAGGCUUGGAUCCUCCAGUUGCUUCCCGGCGGCCUUUGGUUUCAGCGUCUUGUGUGGAGGAGCGUCUCGCACGUCAGGCGGGCCAAUCCACUUCACCAGCAGUGGACCUUGUGCUUCAAACAGUCCAGGAAGCACAAGGUCUGGUCGCGGUUGGUUGCCUCCUGUUCGCAGGGGCCCUGGUGGGAGGAGCGGCGGAGGUCCGGUUUCAGGAUCUAGGGGCUCGUCUUCGGCACAGUCAGGAGGGGGCUGCGACCCGUGCGACAAGGAAAUCUUCAAAUGUAUUGCCAGCGUUGGAUCAAGACCUCUAAAGGUAAUCAGAGCCGCUAUUUGCGUAAACGAUGCCCUGGCCACGAUCGAUGCGAGCUGCCAGUCAUGCACUGCGCACAAAGUACUCGGCUGCCUCAAGAGGGCAAGUCUUGCCACAGCGAUUUUGCAGUGUGUCGUUGGCGUCGCCAACUCCUGCUUCGGUGGACAAAGAGGUGGAUCGGGGGGGAAUUUAGGCAGUCCGGGUGCUUCGGAAACUUCACGGAGGUUGGUGGCCAGUGCCAUGCACCGUUUCGGCGGUCACCUGGCGCUAGAGUCACUGGAGAGGCGUUUGCAGUCAGGGUCUGUGCUGGCCGCUAUGGAGGCUCUGUCUUAUUGGGAGGAGGCUUUCUCAGCUCUUUCAAACGUUCAGCUGGAAGUGGGGACGGAGGCCGUCGUGGAGUCAGCAGUUGAUGAUGAUUGGUUGCUCCAACUUCAGCUCUCCAUGCGUGACACUUCCGCCUCCGGAGCUUUCCUGAGCCAUGCGGAGGCCCAGGAUCUCCGGGCGAGGGCUCCAAAAAGCGGAUCUUCCCUAGAGUACCUGCUGCAGCGAUGGAACAACACCGCAUAUGCCAACAGCUUGGGGUUUCUGUCUCGGGCAGAUGCAGUGGCGAACGGUCUGCCGGAGAACAUGAUCGACCUUUUCCUCAUGAAUGACAACUUAACUCUGUACCAGGAGCGGGCAAAAGACGCAAAACUCCAAGGCUACGCAUCAGUUGCUGAAGCAGCCGAUGUGGCAGGCAGAGCGCUGCGCGACGCCUUGCAGAAGAAGAGCGAGGGUAUCUGCGCGAAAGUCCGCAUCCGGUUUCUACAAGAGCUAGUGCUUACAAGGCAGGCUUUCGAGGGGCUGCUGGAGAUUGGGAACGAUGGUGGCUCCCCCAUGGAAGAGAUAGUCCUGACGAUUUAUAUCGAAGACGAAGAGAAGCGAGGAAUGGAGGAGAAGUUUGCAAUUGGUGAGCCCACUGCAGGGGGAGAGAUGCUCCUUCAGACUCCCGGAAAUGCAUCCUACUACAGUUCCAGCGCAGUGCAGACCAUGGGUCUGCUGCCUGCUCAAGCACAGGGCACACUUAGCAUACUUAUUAUCCCCCGCAGGGAGGCGGCACCCAGGGAGACGAGGUACUAUUUGGUUGGAGGAACCUUGCACUACACAAUAGAUGGUCUUCGCUUGUCUUCGCCUCUCUAUCCUGACAGCAUCACGGUGCAACCCGAUCCGGUGCUCACGGUGCGUUAUUUCCACCAGCGGUACGUGCAGGCCGACGACCCUCUGACGGAAGGUGUUGAGCCGGCCGUUCCGUUUCUGGUCGCCACCACGAUUGCCAACACAGGCUACGGUGUUGCGCAGUCCAUGCGUCUCACUUCAGCACAGCCGGAGAUUGUGGACAAUGAAAAGGGCCUCUUGGUCACCUUCGAGAUAGUCGAAACACGUGUCAAUGGCGCACAGUCUCCACGUGCCCUCACUGCUGAUGUUGGGGACCUUCUCCCGAACAACACCACGGUCAUCGAGUGGCUAGUGCUUGCAAGUCUGAAAGGUGAGUUCAUUUCUUUGAACACCACCUUCGAAAACAAGAACCCACUGGGACUCCCCGAACUCUCGCUGGUGGAAGCAGUUCACAGCCACGACCUGGUCCGCAGCGUGCGCUUAUCGGAUGCAGCGGGAUCCUGGAAUGGCGUGUUGGGCUUCUUCGUGAAUGAGAUCCCAGACAGCAAGUCUUUGCCGGACACGGUUUACAGCAGCGUGGAUUGUGGCCCCGAAGACGGAGUUCGUGUGCAGCAGUUUGCCGGGCGCGGCCUUUUCAUAUCCGACGUCUCCGCCGAUCGCCUUAACGUUACCGUCAACACGACUGCCCAAGAGAGGCUCAACACGACCUUCGUGUACUUGAACUUUGCACGGCCGCCUGAGAUCUCAGAAGAUAGCUCUUUGCUAGCAGCCUGCUGUGCGGGUGAGGCCCUCCACCCUGACAAUGUUUGGGAGCACCAUGAUGACGAUGAAGUGCGAAUCCACAUUUUGGAUGAGGAGCCUCACUGUGACGAGUACACGAUUCUUUUUGGUUUGCUUGAGCAAGCUGGCAGUUUGACGGCGUGCGGUGCUGCCAGCAGCAGCAGCAGCAGCAGCAGCAGCAGCAGCAGCAGCAGCACUAGCGUCAGCACGACCAGCUCGAGCUUACCAUCGGCGCUGUCAAGCACACGGACCAGCGCAACAACGUCCCCAACAUCCACAACGCGCACGAGCCACAGGACGACAAGAAGCACCAGCACUUCAACACCAUCGCAUGCGACGACAUCAUCUUCAGCUACCACCACUACCACCAUGGCGGCUACGUGGACACGUUCAAGCACCAGCAGUUCAAACACUGGUUCCUCCACGCUGACAUCGUCACAGACCACCGCAACCGUGACUUCUACGUGGACGCGUUCAAGCACCAGCAGCUCCAACACGGGUUCAUCAACGGUGACAUCGUCACAGACCACCGCAACCGGGACUGCCACGUGGACUCGUUCAAGCACCAGCAGCUCCAACACGGGUUCCUCCACGAUGACAUCGUCACAGACCACCGCAACCGUGACUGCUACGUGGACGCGUUCAAGCACCAGCAGCUCCAACACGGGUUCCUCAACGGUGACAUCGUCACAGACCACCGCAACCGGGACUGCCACGUGGACUCGUUCAAGCACCAGCAGCUCCAACACGGGUUCCUCAACGAUGACAUCCUCGCAGACCACCGCAACCGUGACUGCUACGUGGACGCGUUCAAGCAGCAGCAGCUCCAACACGGGCUCCUCAACGAUGACAUCGUCACAGACCACCGCAACCGUGACUUCUACGUGGACGCGUUCAACCACCAGCAGCUCCAACACGGGUUCCGCAACGAUGACAUCGUCACAGACCACCGCCACCGUCACGGCCACGUGGACGCGCUUAAGCACAAGCAGCUCGAGCACGGGCACCUCAACACGGACAUCUUCGGAGGCCGACGUGAUGACUUUGGGUGGGCCCAACCUCGCUAGGUACAAACCGGUUCUGGCUUCCUCCUCCCGGUCCGCCACGGAGUACGCUGCCAAGGCUGUCGAUGGCGAUCAGGAAUCGCAGUGGGCCUCCGCGCUCUUGAGCUCGCAGUGGCUGUGGGUGGACCUGCUGGGAGUGUACGACUUGGAGGGCGUGGCCAUCUCCUGGGGCGAGCUGAGCCCGGCGAUACUUCAAAGCAGCCACAAUGCCCACGACUGGACGGAUGUUGCCUCUGUGUCAGCUGCAGCCCGGACAGUCACGUUCUUCGACCCGCCAGUUGGAGCGAAGUGGCUUCGAGUGACCUGCCAGGUGAGCUGCAGCAUCCGCGAGCUGAAUGUUCACGGUCACGUGCAGCAGGUGAACCUGGCUCUGUGGCGGCCGGUUCUGGCGUCCUCCCAGUCCGGCUUCGAGCACGUCUCGCGAAUGGUCGACGGCGUCGAAGAGACUCAGUGGGUCUCGGGUUUCGAGCCACAGCCCUGGGCGUGGGUUGACUUGCUUGGCCCCUACGCCAUUUCGGAUGUUGAGGUGCACUGGGGUGAUUACUUUGCGCAGUACGAGCUGCAGACGAGCUUUAACGGCAUCGACUGGGCCAGCGCAGCAACGGAUGUGGGCGGCCAAGGUCAGAUUGUGCGAACCAGGCUGCCGCCCGGGACACACGCGCAGUGGCUGCGCAUCCUCUGCUUCUCAAGGUGCAGCAUUCGAGAGCUUGCCAUUUUUGAGGCAGAGCAGUCGAGGCUCUUGGCCAUGGUCCCGAGGAGUACGCAGAACCUGGCGAACGCCAUGGCCCAGCAGACGGAGGCUGCCGCUGGUUCCAGCAAGGUGCAGUUCCUUCGGGCUGGCGCCGUGGGGGCGCGCCUUCCGCACCGCAAGGACAGCAAUCCAGCUCCGCCAUCCGGGCUUGAAAGCACGGCCCUGAUCGCGAGGACAGCUCUCUUCGUGGUGUCCCUUGGAGUGUGUGCCGGGUGCAUCGCUUUCAGGCCAUGUUACAGAAAGGACCGCAGUGAGAUCGCGGUUCGCAAAUCUGCUCGCCAUGAGGUCUCGUCAGUUCUCCUGGCACGCACCACGACGUGCUGGAAGAAGCCUGAAGAGGUUCAAGCAUUGGGAAUUGAAUGA